Molecule: messenger RNA, 985 nt
Organism: Branchiostoma floridae (Florida lancelet)
Lineage: Eukaryota; Metazoa; Chordata; Leptocardii; Amphioxiformes; Branchiostomatidae
Product: anaphase-promoting complex subunit 16-like
Exons: 3
Coding region: 65-355 (96 amino acids)
Biological process (GO): protein ubiquitination
Cellular component (GO): anaphase-promoting complex
Source: RefSeq, a predicted model, not a curated record
AUUUAGUGGUUCAGUCGUAGAUGCUAUCCUGGGAACGAGAACUGUAGUACUCAAGAAGAAGAAAAUGGCGUCGGUCCGAAAUAAUCCGAGUAACGUCGAAGACGUAUUCGUGGCCAUGGCCGCCAUGGCGCCGAGAAAAGCUCUCUUUCAAUCACCAAAGGAGGAUGAAAUGGUUGAAGAUGGCAGUCAGUCCCUUGUGAAUAAACUCAUGAUGGAUUUUGAUGUGGCCUCUGUCAGGAGAUCUACCAAUGCAGAGUUGCACCAGCAGCGGCUGAACGUGUUGAGACUUCGGCUGGAAGAAACGGCAGCAGACAACUGGAGAUAUAAACCUGUGGACAAGCUGAUGGGACUAUAACAGCUCACACUUACUCAUACAGUUUACCUCCAUUCAAGGACAUUAUUGCUCCAUUGUUCAGCAUCUUGUUAAUGUUGUGAGGAUAUGACAUACAUGUACUUGCAAGAAAUUAAUGGCUGAUAGUCAGCUAUUUCUAUUGGCACUUUGACUACAUGUACUGUCCAAGUAAACCACCUUUUUGUGGUCCACAUGUUAGUCAUCUUGGACAGGUGUAACUGUGAACUUGUAGAUGUCUUCAUGUUGUAAUAAUCAUCCUAUCACUAUGAUUAUGUGAGUUUAAUUGGUCUAAAUUUUUAUAACUAAUCAAAAUACAUGAUCUAAACAUUGAUAUUGACAUGGCAAUGACUGUGUGAAUACACAUGUAUUGUAUUUCUACCCUGAAUAGUGUGUGCCAAGAACUGAAGUCGCUGAAAAUUAGCUGGAAGUUAUAAUAAUGACAAGCUUGAUUGGAAUCCUUGUAAGAGCUGAAGUUAACUUAUUUCUGUUAGAUAUUCGCUCACUUAUUGUAAAGUAAAAGAAAACAACUGAAGCUUACGCUUUGCAUCAUGGACACUUCCGUGGUUUUAAAAAAAGUACUUAUUUACCAGAUUCUGGGCUCAGGAUUGAAAUAAAGUUAUACAUUUUAAUGAA